This is a messenger RNA of Glycine soja, 1548 nucleotides long. RefSeq names its product putative ribosomal large subunit pseudouridine synthase SVR1, chloroplastic. The record is from RefSeq and is a predicted model, not a curated record. The coding region runs from base 74 to 1243 and encodes 389 amino acids. Gene Ontology annotation, cellular component: chloroplast. Gene Ontology annotation, molecular function: RNA binding; pseudouridine synthase activity. NCBI's taxonomy places the organism in Eukaryota, Viridiplantae, Streptophyta, Magnoliopsida, Fabales, Fabaceae. Gene Ontology annotation, biological process: maturation of SSU-rRNA from tetracistronic rRNA transcript (SSU-rRNA, LSU-rRNA, 4.5S-rRNA, 5S-rRNA); pseudouridine synthesis; maturation of LSU-rRNA from tetracistronic rRNA transcript (SSU-rRNA, LSU-rRNA, 4.5S-rRNA, 5S-rRNA). The transcript is spliced from 10 exons.
GUAGGCACUCCACUCCUAAAAUCAACUUCUUAUCCUUCUUACUUCAUAGCAAACAGUUUGGAACCCCCCAAAAAUGGGUGCAACGACGGCCAUUGCCGCACUCUCUCUUCACUGCUUCUCCAAAUCCCACACACACUUUUCACCCUUUCGCACUCUCCCUCGCCUCACAUGCUCCUUCUCUUCCUCCAUCAAAUUCAACAUCUCCUUCGCUCCCCCUAAGCCCAAGCCCAAGCCCGAACCCGACGCCUCAAACGAGCCCGACGGGCCGCUCCUCAUCCCGUGGAUCGUCCGGGGCGAGGACGGCAACCUCAGGCUCCAAUCAGAACCUCCCCCGAGCCUCCUCAAUGCCAUCGCCACCGCCCAAACCGGAACCAAAAAGGACAAUAAGCAAACCAAAACCACCGCCGCCACCGCCACCAACACCACUAAACCUCAAAAGGCUCGCUCCACAGCGCCGCCGCAGCAUUCGAAGGCGGCGCGGCGGUUCUAUAACCAAAACAUCAAGGAAUCCUCCGCCGCGCGCCUCAGCAAGGUUCUCGCCGCCUCCGGAGUUGCGUCCAGGAGAAGCUGCGAAGAGCUUAUCUUCGAAGGGAAGGUUACGGUGAAUGGUACCGUGUGUAAUACGCCUCAGACUAAAGUUGAUCCUGCGAAGGAUGUUAUCUAUGUGAACGGGAACAGGCUUCCGAAGAGGCAGCCUCAGAAGGUUUAUCUGGCAUUGAACAAACCCAAAGGGUAUAUAUGUUCAUCUGGGGAGAACGAGUCUAAAUCUGUGAUAAGUUUAUUUGAUGAUUACUUGAACAGUUGGGGUAAAAAGCAUCCGGGAGUACCCACACCACGGUUAUUUACUGUAGGGCGCCUUGACGUUGCUACCACUGGGUUAAUUAUUGUGACUAAUGAUGGAGAUUUUGCUCAAAAGCUUUCGCAUCCUUCAUCAAAUUUAUCAAAAGAAUACAUUGCAACAAUUGAUGGUUUAGUUCACAAGAGGCACUUAAUAGCCAUAAGCGAGGGAACUACUGUUGAGGGUGUCCUUUGUGUGCCUGAUGUUGUGGAGUUACUUCCACGUCAGCCAGAGAUGCAAAGAACUCGAAUUCGCAUUGUGGUUCAUGAAGGUAGGAAACAUGAAGUUCGUGAACUCGUCAAAAGAGCUGGACUUGAGAUUCAUUCAUUAAAGCGAGUACGCAUUGGUGGGUUUAGACUUCCACCAGACCUUGGUGCACACUACUUUCCGGAGUGUUUAACGUGAAGCCAAUAUCAUGCUCUUGCAAUCAGCAUAUAUGUAUAGUCUAGAAGAACUGGGAGAAGAUUUUAAACUACUGCUUAGAAGAGAUAUGACUUUUUCCGAUGGACGUGAACCAACCCGGCGGAUUGCUGGUAUCUUUAUUGAAAUUGUUGUAAACGGUGAUUACGUGCCUGUAUGUAAAAUGAUACAAGUUUAACCUAGAGCGCCUGUUCAAAUUAAGGGACUACUCGGACUCUAAUUUGGAAAAAAAUAAUAGAAAGAAUGGAGAUCGAAAUUUCCGGAAAUAUUAUUUUUUAGACUAAACUCAA